GCUGAUUAGGUUUGACGUAUUUGACAGCUUAAAUUGUAGUAUUGGAUUUAAAUAUUCAAAUAAUUGGGGAAUUUAUUCUUUUUUUUUCUGGAAAAAUGAAAAAAAUAGAUUGAUAAGAAACGUAAAAAAAAAAAUUGAAAAAGAUUAUUCACGAUUUAUGGUUUGCUUUAUUUUCAAUGGACGUAUUUUAUCGUAUGUAGAACAUAUUGAUAUACUGAUGCAAAUGUCUUGAUUGCAACACUUGUUGAAACGUCAAUUUCACUGAUUCCAUCGCAUAAAUGUUUUUGUAUUGCUUGAAGUUCAGGCACAGUGACUUCGUACACGGUUUUUGAUCAGCGAUUCUUUUUUCUGUUAAGUUCUGUUUUGUUACAAGCAACAAAAAUGGAAGUGAAAGGUGCAAAUCCAUAUCAGAAUCUUCAAAAAUCGUUGGAUUUUAAUGGAACUUCCUAUAAAUACUUUGAUAUUGCAUCAUUUGGAAAAUCUUACGAUGAACUUCCAUUUUCGAUUCGAGUUCUAUUGGAGUCUGCCGUUCGAAACUGCGAUAACUUCCAAGUAUCCGAACAGGAUGUGAAACGAAUUCUGAAAUGGAAAGAAUUGAAAGGAAACCCUGAAAAUUCGCACGAUGCAGAAGUAUCAUUCAAGCCGGCUCGUGUAAUUCUACAGGAUUUCACCGGUGUUCCAGCCGUCGUGGACUUUGCUGCAAUGCGAGACGCUGUGCUAAAACUCGGUGGUGAUCCAAAUCUUAUUAAUCCGAUUUGCCCCUCGGACUUGGUCAUCGAUCAUUCCGUUCAGGUGGAUUUUGCUCGCGAACAAGGUUCAGCCGAUAAAAAUCAAAAUUUGGAAUUCGUGCGAAACAAAGAGCGAUUUAAAUUCUUAAAAUGGGGAGCAAAAGCGUUCCAAAACAUGCUAAUCGUUCCACCUGGUUCGGGCAUUGUGCAUCAAGUGAACUUGGAAUAUUUGGCCAGAGUUGUUUUCAGCGAUAGUGAUGUUUUGUAUCCAGACAGUUUGGUGGGCACGGACUCGCAUACAACAAUGAUCAACGGAUUGGGUGUAUUAGGAUGGGGUGUUGGAGGAAUUGAAGCCGAAGCAGUAAUGCUUGGACAAGCAAUUACAAUGCUUUUGCCGGAGGUUAUUGGAUAUAAAUUAGUUGGCCAAUUGCCAUCGUUAGCCACAUCAACGGAUUUAGUUUUGACCAUCACAAAGCAUCUGCGUCAAUUGGGAGUUGUUGGAAAGUUUGUUGAGUUUUUCGGGCCAGGUGUUGCCGAGCUAAGCAUUGCUGAUCGAGCAACCAUAAGUAAUAUGUGCCCAGAAUAUGGUGCCACCGUGGGAUAUUUCCCAAUCGAUGAAAUGUCAUUGAAAUACCUUCGACAAACCAAUAGGCCAGAGGAGAAAAUUCAAUUGAUCCGGACAUAUCUAAAAACCACACAACAAUUCCGGGACUAUAACGAUGAAUCGCAAGAUCCCCACUUCACAAAGGUUGUUACCUUGGAUUUGUCGUCAAUUGUAACGUCGGUGUCGGGACCGAAACGACCACAUGAUCGGAUUGCCGUGAAAGAUGUCCAAAACGAUUUUCGAACCUGUUUAACAAACAAAAUUGGUUUCAAAGGAUUUGAACUUAGUCCAGCGGCAAUUCCGGCGACUGGGUCGUUUACAUGGACCGAUGGAAAUUCGUACACAUUGAAGCACGGUAGCGUUGUCAUUGCAGCGAUAACAUCAUGUACGAAUACAUCAAAUCCAUCAGUAAUGUUGGGUGCUGGUCUUUUGGCAAGAAAAGCCGUUGCAGCCGGCCUAACUGUAAAGCCUUACAUAAAAACAUCUCUAUCGCCCGGAUCCGGUGUCGUCACAUACUACUUACAAGCAUCGAAUGUCAUUGAUCCAUUGCAAAAACUCGGUUUCGAUAUCGUUGGCUACGGUUGUAUGACGUGUAUCGGCAAUUCGGGACCGUUAGAUGAUAACAUUGUCAAUACCAUUGAGCAAAAUCAAUUGGUAUGUUGUAGUGUACUCUCCGGAAAUCGAAACUUCGAAGGACGAAUUCAUCCAAACACUCGUGCAAAUUACCUUGCAAGUCCAUUGUUGGUCAUUGCAUACGCAAUUUCUGGUCGCAUUGAUAUUGACUUUGAAACGGAAUCGCUAGGCAAAAAUGCGAAUGGAAAAGAGAUUUACUUGCGUGACAUUUGGCCAUCACGCAAAGAAAUUCAAGAUGUUGAAAAUGAAUUCGUUAUUCCAGCUAUGUUCCGUGAAGUUUACAGUAAAAUUGAAGUGGGCAGUAGUUCAUGGCAAACGCUUGAGUUCCCCGAUGGUGAUCUCUAUCCAUGGGAUGACAAAUCUACGUAUAUCAAACAGCCACCAUUUUUUGAGAGAAUGACAAAAGAUAUCGGACCAAUUACACCGAUAAACGGUGCCCGAGUAUUGUUGCUGUUGGGCGAUUCGGUAACAACAGAUCACAUAUCACCGGCCGGUUCAAUCGCUAGAAACAGUCCGGCUGCACGGUUUUUGGCUGGAUGUGGACUGACCCCAAGAGAUUUUAACAGCUAUGGCUCCAGAAGAGGCAAUGACGCUGUUAUGGCCCGUGGCACAUUCGCCAAUAUUCGAUUACAAAACAAAUUGGUGUCGAAGAGUGGCCCAGUUACGAAAUACAUUCCGAGCGGUGAAGAAAUGGACAUAUUCGAUUGUGCACAGCGUUAUCGCGCUGAAGAUGUUCCAUUAAUUGCAAUCGUUGGCAAAGAGUAUGGCUCGGGCAGCAGCCGUGAUUGGGCGGCUAAGGGGCCUUAUUUGCUUGGCAUUCGUGCUAUCAUUGCCGAAUCCUAUGAACGUAUUCAUCGAUCGAAUUUGGUUGGCAUGGGCAUCGCUCCGUUACAAUUCCUAGAAGGUCAAAAUGCUGAAACAUUGAAUUUGAACGGCACCGAAACAUACAACAUUUCAAUCCCAUCAGAUUAUAAAGCUGGACAAACAAUCAAAGUUGAGAUUAAUGAUGGUCGAUCAUUUGAAGUGACUGCACGAUUUGAUACCGAAGUUGAUCUGGUUUACUUUAAACACGGAGGCAUUCUAAACUACAUGAUUCGAAGCAUUUUGAAAUAAUUGUUUCUUCUGGAAUUGGUUCAAAUUUUUUUUUUUAAUUUAAAUUACGUUCUGCGGGAAGGAAUUUAACGGAUAUUAAAAGACAGAGCGUAAACAUUUUUUAUACUAAUUUUCAAACAAUUGAGAGUCAAAUUCAUAUUCAUAUUGCGAAAAAAAGAGUCAAAUUUUUAUUGAAUGUUUCUUUGUUGCGGGGGGAAAAGUUUCAUUGAAAAAUAAAAUGUUUAAAUCA
This is a messenger RNA of Sitodiplosis mosellana (orange wheat blossom midge), 3307 nucleotides long. Its product is annotated as cytoplasmic aconitate hydratase-like. Lineage: Eukaryota; Metazoa; Arthropoda; Insecta; Diptera; Cecidomyiidae. The record is from RefSeq and is a predicted model, not a curated record. Bases 382 to 3078 code for a protein of 898 amino acids. The transcript is spliced from 13 exons. Gene Ontology annotation, molecular function: 4 iron, 4 sulfur cluster binding; aconitate hydratase activity. Gene Ontology annotation, biological process: citrate metabolic process; tricarboxylic acid cycle. Gene Ontology annotation, cellular component: cytosol; mitochondrion.